This is a messenger RNA of Fusarium venenatum, 2805 nucleotides long. The record is from RefSeq and is a predicted model, not a curated record. NCBI's taxonomy places the organism in Eukaryota, Fungi, Ascomycota, Sordariomycetes, Hypocreales, Nectriaceae.
AUGGCGCCGGCUAACGUAUUCACCACAGGCCAGAUCAGGAAGCUUGAGGGGAUUAUAGAGUUUGCUACAGAUCUUCUUUCCAAAUUACCGACCUCCCGUGACUCAAACUCGAGCGAGGUGAUUCUUUCCGAUCUGAAUCACCAUAUAUCCUCGGCCAGUGCUUUGACUGAGAAACGAGCAGUACCGCCAACCGGUAUUGCAGAAGAAUUGAGAGAUGUUGGCAGGAGACUAUGGAACGAGUGUAUCAAAGAGAGAAGAAAAAAGGACGGCAUUCUGUCAUCGUCCUCAAGGAUCCAACUACAAGCGCGCGCACGUGUUCUGGCCUUUCUUAUCCAUGCUUUAGCAAAAGAAACUCGGAACGAUAAGGAGGGAGGCCGCGUCGAAGAGAUUGCAAGUAUGAUUGAGUUGUCACUUGCGCUAGCUAGAGUUUGCGUUGAAUCAUCCGACCUUGAUGGCGCGCUUUUGAGCAUGACCAAGGCUACCGACUACAUCGACCGACUAAAGAUGGCGGAUGAUAUAACUACAGAGGACCAAGAUCAUAUACAACGGAUUGAGGCGGAAUACUUUGCGAUGCGGUGCGCCCUGUCGUGGAAACAAGGCUGUCUGGAUGUUGCCGAGCAUAUGUACGCAAAAGCGGAUAAUCUCCUACAACAUGUUGAUUCAUCUUCUGCCGAAAGGCUGGCCGAUACUUUUCACUGCAUUGGAAGCGAGCUCUUGUCAAAGGAGGAUUACGGCAUGGCUUUGAAAUGGCUGCGACGAGCGCUCAAAAUCAUUAAAACACAGGAGCUGGAAAGACUAUCGACGGAAGGACUCGAACUUCGAAUGUCCAUCCAUCACGAACUCAUUCAAACAUUGCUUGCUAUAGAUUCCGAGGAGCAUUUAGAAGAGGCGGACAAUCUAGUGUCGCAAGUGGAAUCCGAGAUAGGAGACAAACCAAUUGUUCUCCAUUGGAAACUGGAAAUUCUCCAAUGUUUUCCUAGGGAGCUUUUUGAUGCCGAUGCAUACGCGAGCAUUCUACGGCGUAUGAUCCGAUCGCUUACUCUUUCGGAUCCUGGGCUCGGAUUUCUGCUACAUGGUAUUGAAGAAUUGCGCACAAGGGGACCUCGGUUGGCAGUAGGUUUGAUGGAAGAGCUGAUAGCCAAGAAGCUGAUACCAUGUGGUAAUAUGAAUUGGGUAGGGAAAGCUGUAGUCCGACGUGUUUGGAUGGGCACAAUGGAAGCAGAUACGUCCACGGGAGUGGGGGAUUUGGUCCGACUUCUGGAUCAACUCACUCAAGAGAAGCUCAUUUGGAAGAGGCUCGAUGCAAACUAUGCCAAAAAGCAGUACGAAGAAUGUCAACUCUGGUGUCAAACAGCGCUUCAUCCUAUUUUUUCUCAUAGCUGCGAAGCCACUCAGGGAAAGUUCGGCCGAAGAAUGAUGCGCUGUGCGAUCUUAUGUGAGGAUGCAGAUUCUGCAUACACUGCUUUCAAUUCCAUGCCAACGAGUAUCCAGGACGAACCUCUUACGAGAUAUCUCAUGUUCAAGGUGGCUCUAAUGAGCUGGAAUUAUGAAACAGGACAUCAAUGUAUCGAGGUUCUGAGUAAGAUGCCAGACAAAUCCCAAUGUCAAGAUAUUAUAUAUGCCUGUGUCAGGGAUGCACAGAACGCCGGCGACAGGCUAAUGACACUGGAGACUCUGAAAGCAGCGGUCGAAACAUUUGAUAUGGAAGGCUCUUCAACUGCGAAUCUACCUUCGAUAUUCAGAUGUACGAUACGACUGAUACACCUGAUCGAUACCCCGCAGGAUGAACAUAUGGAUGGGGUUCCUGAGCUCACAGAAGAUACUUGUUGCAUGUUUGAGAGAGCCGCUGAGCACGCAAAGCUGGGCCCAAUAGACAAAGAAGGUGCCAAACUCUUCACAGUUCCAGAGUUACACUGGUUUCGGAAAAAUGCCUACAACAUUGGUGUAAUGAAGUGCCAUGUUUGGGAGCCGUGGCAUCUGGUUCGUAUCUUUCGCGUCUGCCUCAUCUUCGCAGCCUGCUACCCUCCUGAUCUCCCAUCGGAAGAUGUUUCUGGUAUAGGACUUAUGACGGCCCGUUGUCAUUUUGUCAUGGCAGCAGCACUGAUCUCGCAAGCACGUACCGAGGACAAAGUAGAUGAGCAACUCCAGUGGUAUCUUGAAGCAAGAUCUCACAUUUCAGAGUUUGACGCAUUCUUCAGUGAUCAUGUCCGGAAUGACCCACAGUCUGGUAUUUACCCAGACCUGCUGGCUAAGAUGUCAACACUCUUUGUAUUUGAUUUCGAGAGUGCCGUCUCUCUGAAGCAGUGGGACGAUUCGAGCGAAAUCAUCAGAAAGGCAACAGUCUGCAAAGAUGAGUCACUGUACAAAGCUAUGGCAGACUGCCUGUUGAGAAGUGAAGCUCCGGGUAAUGUUGUGUACGGAGCAAUGCGUCUUAUUAUCAACGAAAUAUACCUGCUAGAAGGUUUCGACAACACACGACUGGCAAAGUACAUACGCUGCUUAUUCAAGGCUAUUUUGCCCCUGGACGGUGGUUUGGCCUUGCAAGUCGUCGAACAAGCAGUCAAGCUCGCACGAGAAGGAAGCCAAGUACAAACUCCUUUCCCUGCAGAUGACUUGGACUACAUCGUCGCAGCAACUUUCAACCAUGCCGUUGAUAUCUCUGGGAGGGGUGACGAAGGGCUAUGCCAACAAUGGGUUAUGAAAGCUCUGGAACUCGCAGAGUACAUGGAUGACGGGGGUGAUAUGAGAGAGAGUUUACUCGAGAGAGCCGCUGAAAUGAGAUUAAGUAAGGAAACUGUACUCUAA